Meriones unguiculatus (Mongolian gerbil) is the source of this 1180-nucleotide messenger RNA. It is a transcript of the gene Enho, whose product is annotated as energy homeostasis associated. Gene Ontology annotation, cellular component: plasma membrane. NCBI's taxonomy places the organism in Eukaryota, Metazoa, Chordata, Mammalia, Rodentia, Muridae. The record is from RefSeq and is a predicted model, not a curated record. Bases 539 to 769 code for a protein of 76 amino acids. The transcript has 2 exons. Gene Ontology annotation, biological process: positive regulation of Notch signaling pathway.
UCAGCCGACUCCCUCCCGCCGUAGCCGAGCCUAGCCGAACGCAGCCGAGCCCAGCCGAACUCCUCGACAUUCCUGCUGCCGCCGCCCGAGCGCUGCCGAGCGAGCGAGCGAGCUAGCGGCCCCGGCCGCGGAGGAGGCGCCGCCCCAGGGGGAGGAGGUGCCCGCUCUCCGCAGACCGCCCGCGGCAGAGGCCGGCCGGGUCGCGCCCCGGCGGGAGCGGCGGGCGGAGGCUGCGCGGCCCAGGGGGAGGGCCCGCGGAGCGGACGUCGCCCCUGACCGCCUCCCGCCGCCCCCGGCCCGCAGGCUCUCGAGCCUGAGUCGGCACUGAGCAUCCCACUGCCCCGGACCCUCCCUUGGGCGCGCACCGGGCUCAACUCAGGCUCAGGACUGCAGGUGGCCAUCUUCACUGCCCAGAAGUCCUUGUGUGUGGACAGGACAGCCUCCUUGGAAAGUCGGUCAAACCAGAGUUGUGCCUCGGCAUGGGCCUUGCCACCAAGGCAGCUCUGCUGUCCAUGCUGGCCUGAGGGUGCUGCCUGUCAUGGGGGCAGCCAUCUCCCAGGGGGCCCUCAUCGCCAUUGUCUGCAACGGCCUUGUAGGCUUCUUGCUGCUACUGCUUUGGGUCAUUCUCUGCUGGGCCUGCCACUCUCGCUCUGCUGACAGCGACUCUCUCUCGGAAUCCAGCCCCAACUCCAGCCCCGGCCCCUGUCCUGAGAAGGCGCCACCUCCCCAGAAGCCUAGCCAUGAGGGCAGCUACCUGCUGCAGCCCUGAAGGCCCAUGGCCUGCCCUGGAGCCCUGGACCUGAGUCGAAGCGAGGAAUCUGAUCUCAGAAUUCAGUCGGCGUGGGGUUCAGAAUUUAGAAUCCAGUCUGUUUGAAGCUGGACCCAGCAGCCUAGAUUGUAGCCAGCCUGGCUCCAACAGAGGCCUGAGUAGCCCUAGAGAAACAGGCCUGGCGUGGGGGGUUAGGAGUUGGUGCUAAGGCCAGGGCCAUUCUGGUCUCUGUUCCAUCCCAAGGGCCAAGGGCUGAGUUUGCCCUUCCCCCAGGCUCAGCACCUCUGGGCUCUCGAGGUUGGGGAAGCAAACUGGGACCCAUGGCAAUAAUGGGGGGGUGCCCCGGUGGGGCCCCUUCUCCGUUUCUCCCACUGUUUGUUGGAUAAUAAAUGGAACUAUGGCUUACACUGA